This is a messenger RNA of Amoebophrya sp. A25, 1943 nucleotides long. The record is from the annotation of a GenBank genome assembly. Lineage: Eukaryota; Dinophyceae; Syndiniales; Amoebophryaceae.
GGCCCCCCGGUGCAAGGAAGUACGUGCUUAUGUUUAAACAUUUUUCCAUACAAGUACAUACAACUGUUACACUAGGUUGUACUCAAAGCUAUCAUUGCACCCCAUAUCUAUCUGUAGAACAUCUUCGUCAAAAUGGGCGGCAGCAAGAAGGGCGGCAAGAGUAAGAGUGGCAAGGUCGUCAAGACCAAAGGUGAAAGACGUGCUGGGAAAAAGAAGACAAUCGGACCCCGCGCAAAGGGACAUGCUGUAAAAAAGGCUAAGCCUGGUGAUGCUAAAGCACAAGCUACUCGACAUGGGCGACGAAAUAAGCAUCAAAAACGAAGCACUAAAGGUGUGAAGACUGUGCCGAAAUUGUCCAAGAAGAAAGUUGAGCGGCUGAACCAUGCACCUAGUAAAAAGGAGUUGAAAGACGACUUUUUGACUAACGAAGCGGGGGAAAUCAUCGAAAAGCCACCGAGCAAGAAACCAGCGCAGUCGAAGAAGAAACCAGCUCAAAAUGAUGGCUCGUCUUCAUCGAACAACAAUAUCUUCAAUGUCCCAUCUACACCCUGUACCAGCACCUCUGGCAAAACGAUCGUACGUAAAAUCGUACCGAAGUCUUUGAAGGGACCGGUGGCUCUACCUGGCUCAUUUUUUCUUCCGCCAAAUAUGGGUGGCGGAAAACAUAUUCCGAUGACUGGACCACGAGGGUCAACUUCUGGUCAGCAAGAUGACAAUGGAAGUGAAUCCGACGAUGACGAUCUAGGUGAGGAUGGAGGAAACGAAAGCGCGAAUCGACAAAGUAUCAUGAUGAAGUCGUCAGAAGUUGAUUUUGAAUUUGUUGAUGAGGAGAUAGAUGAUGGAGCAGAGGGAGCUCGUCCGGAAUCCAGUGGUGCACGCAAAGGCAAAGAUGGGAACGCGAAAACACAAUCCGCUGCAGUAGAUGAGGAGCAGGAAGAACAGGAAGAAGAUGCUAAUAUCUCAGAAGUAGAGGAAGAACAAGAGGAGGAAGAGGAUGAAGAGGAAAUAAAUGCGUCAGGUUCUGAGGAUGAUGAAGAUGUCUUGGAACAGGACGAAUCGGAGAAAAAUGCGUCAGGUUCUGAGGAUGAUGAAGAUGUCUUCGAACAGAAUCCUGUUCCCCUUACUACAACUGUCGAAGAAAACAACGGCAAGAAGCUUUCUGGUAAACAGCUCCGAGAAGCGAUCAAGGCGAGACGGGCUGCAGCUGCCAUGUCUGAAACAACCAUCUCGGCGGACGCAGAGAAGAAGGUUACAGACACAACAGCAGCGACAUCAUCGUCCGCGGAGGUGCCAUCUUCCGAAGCUGCAAAUAAAGAAGCUUCAACCUCCAACAAGAGACCAAAUCGACAUCAAAGGCGGAAGGCAAAGCAAGCACGCAUCGCUGCAUCAAGAGAUGAGGAUCAGCAGGAGAACGAGAUGAAUGAGGAUGCUGAAGUACAGAAGGAUGGUGAACAAGCUGGUGAAACAGGAGAAGCAUCUGCAACAUCUCUUAAAAAACUAAAGAGGCCUUCUAAGGACAUGCCAACAACUGCCAAGGUAGCCUUUGGAGUGCAAGCAGAGAUGCCACCGAGACUGGACUUCAAACUCUCAAAAGCGAUGGAUAGGAUGAAGCAGAAGGCUCAGGGAAAAGUGAUUUCUUCCACUGGAGAAUGUAUCGGGGAUCUUCAGGAUAGGAAGAAGAAAAACAAGAAAAAGAACCCAGCUGGUCGUGGUAAUAAGGGACUUUCUGACGCCACAAUUAUAGAUGAGAAUGGGGAGCAGGAGGAUCAGGCUCAGGGCGCAAAGAAGCCUGCUAAGAGGAAAGAGAAAAUGUUGUUGCAGUCAUUGGUCUAAAUAAGCGAGCACUACAUGCCUGGAAUAUGCUCCAACUCAAACUUCAGUCCUUCCCCUUUACGAGAUUUGCAUAUAGCCCUACCAAAACCAAAAUCAAGAUAACACGUACC